AUGAGCAGUGGCGGCGACAGAGGUGUGCGUUCGAUUCGACUGCAAGGUGUACUGGAAAAAUUGAAAGAACGCGAAUUCCCAUGGACGCUUACCAGCAGAAAACACUCUGUAAAUUACUGUGAUUUAUCCUACGCUUUUGGGAAAACUGGAGGGCAGCUGCUGCCAUGUUUUCAUCCUCUUUUUUCGGUAUACGAACGGUUUCAGGCAACUUGGGUGUUGCGCUUCUAUGUUCUUCGACAUGCUGACACGUCUGAUCCGGAUGCUUUUGUCCUAGAACAGCACGAGGACGAUACGUUUUAUUCGAAAGUGCGGAAAACACUGGAUUUGCGGCGUGUUGUACAGGUGGACACAAAUAUAACGUUGAAAGUUGGAAGCCAAAGCUGGAUUAUUGCCAUUCAUUACAAAUCGAAACGCGACAAAUUGAAGGUUUCCUUCGGAAAAGGCGGCUUUCCAAGUGAAUUUUUGCGAUUUUUACUUGCUAUGCAGAUACCAUUUUUCCUCCGAUUCCGACUAAUAACGAUUAUUCAAACGAUGACAGUAGCAUUGAGGUACGUUUUUCUUUUUCCAUAG
This is a messenger RNA of Gongylonema pulchrum, 570 nucleotides long. The record is from the annotation of a GenBank genome assembly. Lineage: Eukaryota; Metazoa; Nematoda; Chromadorea; Rhabditida; Gongylonematidae.